Rhododendron vialii is the source of this 2341-nucleotide messenger RNA. Its product is annotated as protein TRANSPORT INHIBITOR RESPONSE 1-like. Gene Ontology annotation, biological process: SCF-dependent proteasomal ubiquitin-dependent protein catabolic process. NCBI's taxonomy places the organism in Eukaryota, Viridiplantae, Streptophyta, Magnoliopsida, Ericales, Ericaceae. The coding region runs from base 177 to 1922 and encodes 581 amino acids. Gene Ontology annotation, molecular function: protein binding. The record is from RefSeq and is a predicted model, not a curated record. The transcript is spliced from 3 exons. Gene Ontology annotation, cellular component: SCF ubiquitin ligase complex.
AUUUCACUCGUCUCUCUCUCUCUCUCUCUCUCUCUCUCUCCUGUGCACCUGAACUCAAACUCAACUUCGUCAAUGGCGUCCCAGAUCUAAACCCACUUCAACCCCACACCCACUCCAAAACCCACUCUCCCAACCAUCUCUCUAAAGUAUUCGACUUUUUUGUUAACUAAUCUCCAAUGGCUCACUCAUUCCCAGAGGAAGUACUAGAGCACGUGUUCUCCUUCGUCCACACCGACAAGGACCGCAACUCGGUCUCCCUCGUCUGCAAGUCCUGGUACGAGAUCGAACGGUGGAGCCGGCGCCGGAUCUUCAUCGGCAACUGCUACGCCGCCAGCCCCGGGAUCUUGAUCCGACGGUUCCCCGAGGUCAGAUCCGUGGAGAUCAAGGGCAAGCCGCAUUUCGCGGACUACAACCUGGUGCCUGAAGGGUGGGGUGGGUACGUGUACCCUUGGAUCGUGGCCAUGGCCAGGGCGUACCCGUGGCUGGAGGAGAUUCGGCUGAAGAGGAUGGUGGUUAGUGAUGAGGCCUUGGAGUUGGUUUCGAGGUCGUUUAAGAGCUUCAAGGUUCUGGCUUUGUCGUCUUGUGAGGGGUUUACGACAGAUGGGUUGGCCGCCAUUGCCUCUAACUGCAAAAAUCUCAGAGAGCUGGAUUUGCAGGAGUGCGAUGUGGAUGAUCAGAGUGGGCAUUGGUUCUGCCAUUUUCCUGAUACCUUCACAUCAUUGGUGUCACUUAACAUCGCUUGUAUAGAAUCUGAUGUGAGUUUGCCUGCCCUAGAGCGCUUAGUGGCUAGGUGUCCCAACCUGAGGAGUCUCCGUCUCAACCGUGCUGUGCCGCUGGAGAGGCUUCCUAAUUUACUCUGUCGUGCCCCUCAGCUGGUCGAGUUUGGGACCGGUGCCUAUUCAGCUGAGAUCCGAGCCGAUGUCCUUGUAAGCUUAACUACAGCUUUUUCAGGAUGCAAGUAUCUCAAGGGCCUUUCUGGGUUUUGGGAUGUGGUUUCAGCUUACAUUCCAGCAGUUCACACUCUAUGCUCUGGACUGACUUGUCUCAACUUAAGCUAUGCCAAUAUCCAAACCCCUGACCUUGGCAAACUAGUUAGUCUUUGCCAUAAUUUGCAGCGCCUCUGGGUACUGGAUUACAUUGAAGACUCUGGCCUUGAUGCCCUUGCUGCAUUUUGCAAGGAUCUCCGAGAACUGAGGGUAUUCCCAUCUGAUCCAUUUGGUCCCGAACCUAAUGUAUCCUUGACAGAACAAGGCCUUGUAUCUGUUUCAGAGGGAUGCCCCAAGCUUGAGUCAGUUCUCUAUUUCUGUCGCCAGAUGUCAAAUGCCGCACUUACUGCCAUCGCUAAUAACCGCCCUAACUUAACUCGUUUCCGCCUCUGCAUCCUUGAGCCUCGUGCUCCUGAUUACCUAACCCUGGAGCCGCUGGACACAGGUUUUGGAGCUAUUGUUGAGCGGUGCAAGGAUCUACGCCGCCUUUCGCUAUCCGGUCUUCUAACAGAUCGCGUGUUCCAGUACAUUGGCACCCAUGGUAAGAAGAUAGAGAUGCUUUCUAUUGCUUUUGCUGGGGAUAGUGAUUUGGGGCUCCACCACGUGCUGUCUGGGUGUGAAAGCCUGAAGAAACUAGAGAUUAGAGACUGCCCCUUUGGAGACAAGGCUUUGUUGGCCAAUGCUGCAAAGCUGGAGACAAUGCGAUCCCUUUGGAUGUCUUCUUGCCAAGUAAGUUAUGGAGCAUGUAAACUACUUGGUCAGAAGAUGCCAAGGCUUAAUGUCGAAGUCAUUGAUGAGAGGGGACCACCUGAUUCGAGGUCUGAAAGCUCUCUUGUGGAAAAGCUUUACAUAUAUAGGACUGUUGCUGGGCGUAGGAUGGAUAUGCCUAAUUUCAUAUGGAAAAUAGAUGACAAUGCGAAUUUUGGGCUAUCUUGAGAUAUCUUGCCGUAUGAGUGGAAUCCCGUUGUUCUUUCCAAUUGAUGUGGAAGGUACAUGCUCUACGUGCUGCUCUUUAUUUUCAAUUCAUUUAAUUAAAAUGAAGCCUUGAAUAGUUGCAGUACUUAUUGGAGUGGGGAUAGAGUUGUUGGGAGUAUAGAGAGGGUCAAGGGCUCGCGUGCCAUCUAUUUUACUCUUGGCUGAGCGAUUUAAUAGCGGUUAGUGAUUUAAUAAAAGAGGUUAAACUCGUGGUGUUGUAACGCGUAAUGAUUAGGGUCAUUUGUACGGUUCUGGAUGGUAUACCAUGUAUAAUUCUUGCAGACUUAUUGUAUGGUUAUGCAUUUUCAUUUCAAUUGAUGUAGCCUUAAAAAUCAUGUUUUCACUAUGUUGUGGAAUAAAAAAAAAAAUAGCUUCUGUAA